AUGCCAGCUGUCAAGAUCGCACCGAGUGUACUUGCGUCCGAUCUCGGCAAUCUGACGCACGAAUGCAAGCGCAUGAUCCAAUGUGGUGCUGAUUGGCUGCACAUGGAUAUCAUGGACGGUCACUUUGUGCCCAACAUUGUGAUGGGUGCACCCAUCAUCGGGAGCGUGAACAAGAGUGUGCCAGGUAUCUUCAUGGACUGCCACAUGAUGGUGUCCGAGCCGCUCAAGUGGAUCAAAUCUAUCGCGGAGGCAGGUGGCAAGUCCUACACGUUCCACCUGGAAGCGACGGACGAUCCUUUGGAAGUCAUUCGUCAGAUCAAGGCAUCGGGCAUGCGUGCAUCUAUCGCCAUAAACCCUGGCACACCAGCUACAGAAAUCUCAGACGAGGUGGCGCACGCUGCCGAUAUGAUUCUCGUCAUGACCGUGUGGCCUGGCGCCGGCGGCCAAAAAUUUAUUGCCGAAUGCAUGCCCAAGGUGGCAGAACUACGCGCACGAUUCCCCGAUCUCGAUGUGGAAGUCGACGGCGGCGUUGCCCCCAAGACCAUCCAUGCGUGUGCCGACGCUGGCGCCAAUGUCAUUGUGGCGGGCACCGCUGUGUUUCGUGAUCCGCGGCCGGACGCCGUGAUCCAGUACUUGCGUGAGCAGUGCGAACAGGCUCAGGCACGCAUCCGCGAAGAACGUCAGCGCAUUAUGCAGGGUGAGUCUGUGCCUGGUGCGGGCAUCGCGCACACGACGGCCUACCUGUCCGGUGACACGGAAGCAUGGCAUCAUCCACGCGCCUUUCUCCGCCACGAGAUGGCUCCGUAG
Molecule: messenger RNA, 807 nt
Organism: Malassezia restricta
Lineage: Eukaryota; Fungi; Basidiomycota; Malasseziomycetes; Malasseziales; Malasseziaceae
Product: ribulose-phosphate 3-epimerase
Exons: 3
Coding region: 1-807 (268 amino acids)
Biological process (GO): carbohydrate metabolic process; pentose-phosphate shunt, non-oxidative branch; pentose-phosphate shunt
Cellular component (GO): cytosol
Molecular function (GO): metal ion binding; D-ribulose-phosphate 3-epimerase activity
Source: RefSeq, a predicted model, not a curated record